Messenger RNA from Caenorhabditis briggsae, 582 nucleotides. Gene Ontology annotation, cellular component: endoplasmic reticulum exit site; COPII vesicle coat. Gene Ontology annotation, molecular function: GTP binding; GTPase activity. The transcript is spliced from 5 exons. Bases 1 to 582 code for a protein of 193 amino acids. The record is from RefSeq and is a predicted model, not a curated record. Gene Ontology annotation, biological process: intracellular protein transport; vesicle organization; endoplasmic reticulum to Golgi vesicle-mediated transport. NCBI's taxonomy places the organism in Eukaryota, Metazoa, Nematoda, Chromadorea, Rhabditida, Rhabditidae.
AUGUCUUUUUUAUGGGACUGGUUCAGCGGAGUGCUCAAUAUGCUGGGAUUGACCAAUAAAAAGGGUAAACUGGUAUUCCUGGGACUCGACAAUGCUGGAAAGACGACGCUGCUUCAUAUGCUUAAGGAUGACAGAAUCGCUCAGCAUGUCCCUACUCUUCAUCCAACAUCCGAGCAGAUGUCCCUGGGAGGAAUUUCAUUCACCACAUACGAUCUCGGAGGACACGCUCAAGCUCGCCGAGUUUGGAAGGACUACUUCCCAGCCGUUGAUGCUGUCGUUUUCCUGAUUGAUGUGGCCGAUGCAGAGAGAAUGCAGGAAAGCCGCGCUGAACUUGAAUCCUUACUCCAGGAUGAACAAAUCGCUUCAGUUCCAGUCCUUGUCCUGGGAAAUAAAAUCGAUAAACCAGGAGCUUUGAGUGAGGACCAGCUGAAGUGGCAGCUCAACAUUCAACACAUGUGCACCGGAAAAGGAGAUGUAUCGCGCAACGAAAUGGCAUCGCGGCCUAUGGAAGUUUUCAUGUGCUCUGUUCUACAACGACAAGGUUAUGGAGAGGGAAUCCGUUGGCUUGGACAGUACCUCUAA